Onychomys torridus (southern grasshopper mouse) is the source of this 1173-nucleotide messenger RNA. RefSeq names its product phosphatidylcholine:ceramide cholinephosphotransferase 2-like. Gene Ontology annotation, cellular component: endoplasmic reticulum membrane; Golgi membrane. The record is from RefSeq and is a predicted model, not a curated record. Gene Ontology annotation, biological process: ceramide biosynthetic process; sphingomyelin biosynthetic process. Gene Ontology annotation, molecular function: ceramide cholinephosphotransferase activity; sphingomyelin synthase activity. Lineage: Eukaryota; Metazoa; Chordata; Mammalia; Rodentia; Cricetidae.
AGGAUUUAAAAGAGUUAAGUUUCCCCAGAGAACAAGAACCUUACCAUCUCCUUUAGCUCUGAAGGCUGGCAGACAAUGGAUAUCAUAGAGACAGCAAAACUUGAAGGUCAUUUGGAAAAUCAAACCAGUAACUCUACCAACACUUACACAAGCCCCAGUGAGACUGUAGAAGAUGGAAACAAAAAUGGCAAUGGUAAACCCAAGAGCUUAUCCAACGGGCUACGAAAAGGUGCCAAAAAGUACCCGGACUACAUCCAGAUUUCUAUGCCCACUGACUCCAGGAACAAGUUUCCCCUGGAGUGGUGGAAAACAGGCAUUGCCUUCGUGUAUGCUCUCUUCAACCUUGUCCUGACAACAGUCAUGAUCACAGUCGUGCACGAGAGGGUCCCUCCCAAGGAGCUCAGCCCUCCACUCCCAGACAAGUUCUUUGAUUAUGUCGACCGGGUCAAAUGGGCAUUUUCUGUAUCAGAAAUAAAUGGGAUCGUAUUAGUUGGGUUAUGGAUCACCCAGUGGCUUUUUCUGAGAUACAAGUCCAUAGUGGGGCGCAGAUUCUUCUUCAUCAUCGGAACGCUAUACCUGUAUCGCUGCAUAACUAUGUACGUCACCACGUUGCCUGUGCCCGGAAUGCACUUCCAGUGUGCUCCGAAGCUCAAUGGAGACUCUCAGGCAAAAAUACAACGGAUUCUCCGGUUGAUUUCUGGCAGUGGAUUGUCCAAAACGGGAUCACACAUCCUGUGUGGAGACUUCCUCUUCAGCGGUCAUACGGUUGUGCUGACACUUACUUAUUUGUUCAUCAAAGAAUAUUCGCCUCGUCACUUCUGGUGGUAUCAUCUGGUCUGCUGGCUGCUGAGUGCUGCCGGGAUCAUCUGCAUUCUUGUGGCACAUGAAAACUAUACCGUUGAUGUCACCAUUGCCUACUAUAUCACAACACGGCUGUUUUGGUGGUACCGUUCCAUGGCCAAUGAAAAGAACUUGAAGGUCUCUUCCCAGACAAAUUUCUUGUCUCAGGCUUGGUGGUUCCCCAUCUUCUAUUUUUUUGAGAAAAACGUACAAGGCUCCAUUCCUUGCUGCUUCUCCUGGCCGCUGUCCUGGCCCCCUGGCUGCUUCAAGUCAUCAUGCAAAAUGUAUUCCCGGGUCCAGAAGAUCGGGGAGGAUAAUGAGAAGUCUACGUGA